Messenger RNA from Arthroderma uncinatum, 2856 nucleotides. RefSeq names its product ATP-dependent DNA helicase. The transcript has 9 exons. NCBI's taxonomy places the organism in Eukaryota, Fungi, Ascomycota, Eurotiomycetes, Onygenales, Arthrodermataceae. Gene Ontology annotation, molecular function: nucleic acid binding; ATP binding. The record is from RefSeq and is a predicted model, not a curated record. Bases 1 to 2856 code for a protein of 951 amino acids.
AUGGGUAGCAAUAGCUCACAGCGGGAUUUCCGCACAUUCUUAAGCACAUUCCGCUCGCCGGAUGCCAAAUCAACUCGAGAUCUAGGGGCAACACCAGGCCUAGAUGCCAGCGCAGCCGGAAUGGAGUACCACCCAAGUUCACUUCGUCCAAUCUAUACAGGGCCGGAUAAUCAAUCCCAGAUACCCGAAGAUGAACUUGGUAUUGCUGACGACGAUAUACCCCUUGAUGCUUUCGAUAAAGAGCUACUUUCACAAUUAGGACAGGUGCCACAUGAACUGGAGACGCCGAUGUAUGAAACCAACCAGGUGCCUCGCCCUGGUCCAUUUUCAACGCCAUUACACCGGGGGCGCUCUUCCAUUCUCAGUAGCACAAAUACCCUUAUCACUCCUCCAUUUCACCCGCUAGCAUCAAGUUCCUCUGGAUUAGAACUACCCUCGAGCCCAUCCCUGGGUAUUAAAAAGAAUCACCAGGGGAAAUCACAUAGAGAAGAACUUGAUGUUUACAAAAGUCCACAUUGGCCAUCUACAGGGGCUCUUGCUUCUCCGGACACGUUCUCCCCUUUCCGGCGACCAGCCGUAGUCAAAUCCCCCGAUUCCUCGGAGCUGCAACUCAAACAUGCGCCACCAAUAGUACAAGGCAUCAGACUUGUAUCCACUCAUGUACUUCCCGACCGGUUUCGCUCCAUCUUUCCUUUUCCUGUCUUCAAUGCGAUCCAGUCCAAGACCUUUCCAAUGAUAUACCAUAGGACCGAUAAUGUUAUUCUCUCAGCUCCCACAGGCAGUGGGAAAACAGUCGUCAUGGAGCUGGCCAUUUGUAAACUUGCUGCUGACCUCAAGGACACUCAGUUCAAAGUUAUUUACUUAGCGCCCACGAAGUCCUUAUGUUCUGAGCGGUUCCGUGACUGGCGUGCUAAAUUUGGUCCUCUGGACCUACAAUGUGCUGAACUCACUGGAGAUACUGACCAAUUUCAAAUUAGGAGUGUCCAGCAGGCUAGUAUCAUCAUCACGACUCCGGAAAAAUGGGACAUCCUGAUCGAUGAGGUUCAUAUUUUAAAAGAAGCGCGAGGGGCUACUUUAGAAGCUGUGGUAUCUCGUAUGAAAUCAGUGAACUCCAAUGUUCGGUUCAUCGCGUUAAGCGCAACAGUUCCAAAUUCGGAAGAUAUUGCAACUUGGCUGGGUAAAGACCCCACAAACCAGCAUCUCCCAGCUCAUAGAGAGCGGUUUGGGGAGGAAUUCCGCCCUGUUAGAUUGCAAAAAUUUGUCUAUGGUUACCAAUCAAAUGGAAAUGAUUUUGCGUUUGAUCGGGUUUGCGAGACUAAACUCCCGGAAGUUCUCGCCAAACAUUCGUCCAAGAAGCCUAUUAUGAUCUUCUGUUGUACACGAAACUCGGCCAUCACGACUUCAAAAAAUUUGGCUAAACUGUGGUCAUCAACUAAUCCACUUCAGAGGCUAUGGAACAGCCCUACGAAACCAAUACAAGUCCAGAAUGCUGAUUUGCGAGGCAUUACUUUUACCGGAGUUGCAUUUCAUCAUGCUGGCCUUGAUAGCACUGAUAGGCAUGCAAUUGAAACGGGCUUUCUGAGAGGGCAAAUAAAUGUGAUUUGCUGCACAUCUACCCUCGCUGUUGGUGUGAAUCUACCAUGCCACUUGGUUGUUAUAAAGAACACCGUAUCAUGGCAAGACGGCGGUUGCAAGGAGUAUGCAGAUCUGGAGAUGAUGCAGAUGUUGGGCAGGGCAGGGCGACCUCAAUUUGACGACAGUGCAGUGGGAGUUAUUCUAACUCGAAAAGCGAGGGUAGAGUAUUACGAAAAGCUAGUAGCUGGAUCUGAACCUCUGGAGAGCUGCUUACAUUUAAAUCUAACGGAUCACCUCAAUGCCGAAAUAGGUCUCGGGACUAUUACCGAUAUCCAAUCAGCAGUUAGGUGGCUUUUAGGAACAUUCUUUUUCGUUCGACUGCAGCGAAAUCCUACCCACUACAAGCUAAAGGAGGGAAGCAAUAGAUCCGAUGAGGAGGAGCUACUACACAGGAUAUGCGAAAAGAACCUAGAGCUUCUCCAGGAAAAUGACCUUGUAACAACUGGGACGCCACUAAAAUCUACCAAACUUGGAGACGCAAUGGCUCGAUACUAUGUGAAAUUCAAGACUAUGAAACUUUUCUUGUCCCUUCCCCCCAAAGCAAAAAUGUCCGAAAUACUUUCUGUCAUCGCCCAAGCCGACGAGUUUCGAGAUAUACGUUUGAAACCCGGCGAAAAGUCUCUGUAUAAAGAAAUUAACAAGGGAGCUGGGAUAAAAUUUCCCAUAAAAACAGAUAUCAAUCUCUCGGCUCACAAAAUAACACUUCUCAUCCAGUCCGAGCUGGCUCGCGAGGACGCGGUGAGCGCAAGACAUGCUCUCGAACUAUCCCGCAGCUUGGGCGCAAAAGCUUGGGACGACUCAGUGUUACAGCUCAAACAGAUUGAUCAAAUUGGAAUUGUGGCGGUCCGGAAACUGGCAAAUGCUGGUAUCACAAAUAUCGAGGCGCUGGAGGCUGCAGAACCUAUGCGGAUAGAAACUUUGCUAUCGAGGAAUCCCCCCUUUGGGAUGAAAUUAGUUGCUCGAGUUGCUGAAUUCCCAAAGCCAAGGGUUUCCCUGAAAGAAGUUGGAAAAGACAUCAAUCCUGGGAAAACCCCACGGGUCAAGUUCAGAGCAGAUGUUGGCUUUCUCAACGAAAAAUGCCCUGUUUAUUUCCAGAAACGACAGGUUUACGUAUGCUUCCUUGCAGAAGUCUCGGAUGGCCGCAUUGUAGAUUUUCGACGCAUCCAGUGGGUUAUCCCAGUCUCCCUUUAUCCGAACUUCAAAACUAACCAAUGCGACUAA